AACGAAUCUUUUAAUUUCAUUCAUCAUUACCACUCCUGACUUUGCCUUUAUCAUUUAAGUAUAGAUACAGAUAUAGAUAUUCCAUAAAACAAACAGAUAGUAGUACUAGUAUUUGUAAAAUGGCGAGUGAAAUAAAAUACUUUGAUAUGAAAAUGGUGAGUGAAAUAAAAUUCUUUGAUAUCGCAAACGAAAAAACAAAAUUAAGGAUUCCAUCAGUUGGUCUUGGAACAUGGCAAUCUGAAACUGGUCUCGUUGCUCAAGCUGUUAUCACUGCUGUUAAGGUUGGGUACCGUCACAUUGAUUGCGCUCAAAUCUACGGCAACGAAAAGGAGAUUGGUGUAGCUUUGAAGAAACUCUUUGAAGAUGGCGUGGUGAAGCGAGAAGAUUUGUGGAUUACCUCUAAACUCUGGUGUAAUAAUCAUGCCCCGGAAGAUGUACCCCUGGCAUUGGAACAAACUUUGAAAGACCUGCAGCUUGAUUAUCUUGAUUUGUACCUUAUCCAUUGGCCAGUACGAACAAAAAAGGGGACACCUGGCUUCCAGCCUGAAAAUCUUCUUCCAACCGAUAUACCUGCCACAUGGAAAGCAUUGGAAUCAUGCUAUGAUAAUGGAUUAACUCGAGCUCUAGGUGUUAGCAAUUUUUCAACAAAAAAACUGGCAGAUUUGUUGGAAGUAGCACGAAUUCCUCCUGCUGUGGACCAAGUGGAGUGCCAUCCUUCUUGGCAGCAAACCAAAUUGCGGGAAUUCUGUAAAUCUAAGGGUGUCCAUUUAUCUGGAUAUUCACCACUUGGUUCUCCGGGCACGAAAUGGCUCAAAAGCAAUGUGCUGCAGCAUCCUAUUUUAAAAUCAGUUGCAGAAAAGCUUGGGAAGACUCCUGCCCAGGUUGCCCUUCGUUGGGGUUUGCAAAUGGGUCAUAGUGUACUUCCCAAGAGUACAAACGAAGCUCGUAUCAAAGAGAACUUUGAUUUGUUUGAUUGGUCCAUACCUGAUGAUUUGUUUGCAGAAAUGUCUAAGAUAGAACAGGCAAGACUUGUUCGAGGUGAUUUUCUGGUUAAUGAUAAGUAUGGUGACUAUAGAACUGUCGAAGAGCUCUGGGAUGGUGAGAUUUGAGAAGUAGGCAGCCCAUUUAUUUAAGUCAAAAUAAUGUAAUGUAAGCAAUAAAUCAGUGAUGAUAUACAUGAUUGGUGUGUUUUCUUGUCAAAACCUGGCAUCUAAAUGAAACUUGGUAUUAAACUCUGGAUGCUAUCAUGGUUUAUGAAGUUGAUGUUUUUCGUUUU
Molecule: messenger RNA, 1276 nt
Organism: Erigeron canadensis
Lineage: Eukaryota; Viridiplantae; Streptophyta; Magnoliopsida; Asterales; Asteraceae
Product: NADPH-dependent aldo-keto reductase, chloroplastic-like
Exons: 7
Coding region: 120-1109 (329 amino acids)
Cellular component (GO): cytosol
Molecular function (GO): aldose reductase (NADPH) activity
Source: RefSeq, a predicted model, not a curated record